Molecule: messenger RNA, 1565 nt
Organism: Manis javanica (Malayan pangolin)
Lineage: Eukaryota; Metazoa; Chordata; Mammalia; Pholidota; Manidae
Source: RefSeq, a predicted model, not a curated record
CACUCCCCCGUUUAGAACCCUUGGAUUCUCCCACUGACUAGUGAUCCGUGGCUAAAUUCAGAAGCUCUGGAGUCAGGUCCAGAGCCUGCAACCCUUACCGGCUGUGUGGCCUUGGGCAAGUUAUCUUACGUCUCUGAGCGUACCUCCCCACAACUGGGCUGGGUGAUAGAAAGCUGGAUGAAUGUCUGGGGCUACUGACAGGCAUCUUGCCACCCUCAGUGGAGGGGGCAUACGUGAAUGAAACCAACUCAGAGGAAAGCAAGAGCCGACCCCUGUGGGGCACCUGGAACCAGCUGCACCUCAACAGACGCAGUAAACUGGGCUCCAAGGGCCAGCGGCUGCUUCCUCCUUCCUGGUCCCUGAGGCUGGGACUGCGCGGGAAUCCCUCUCAGCUGGAAGGAGGGUGACUUUGGACCAACUCAGGAGGGCUUUUCAUGAUUUUCACCGAGGUCAAGAGGCCAAUUCCAAAGGCAAAAUUCUCCAGGAAUGGAAUGGAAGACAAGAGCAGAAAGGGAGACAGAGGAUCCGGGGCCAUGCGGUCACCAUGAUGAGGAGCGGGAAGAGGGUGGCGGCCGGCAUUAUCCGGUGCGUGGCAACCUGCGUGCCUCACCCAGUUUCACUUUUGCAACACCCACUGAAGCAGAUACUAUGUGUCAUCAUUCCCACUUUACAGGUGAGCAGACUGAGCCUCGAGGAGGCAGUGACUCGCCCCAGCCUGCAGCAAGGAAGUGGCCCGGGCACAGUGCCACCUUGAGGACCAGGGGCUGGGCAGGGCCGAGGAGCUCAUCAGAAAGGCAGAGCCCCCUGGGCAGUGGCCAGCUGUCCCUGUGGGCAGGAAGCCUGGUGGGCUGGGGUCUGGAGGUGCCAGCUGUGCGGGAGCAAGUGCCCUGGCUUUAUCCUCAGGAAGCACAUUCACAUGCACUGGCCCUUCCUUCCAUCUCACCAGGAAGCAGAGACGACUCGCCCCCUUCAGAUGGGGAAACUGAGGCUCCGAGAGCCGAGUGGCUUGCCUGUGGCCUCGCUGCCGGGAGGGGCAAUGCUCUUUGCCUGGCUGCAUUCUCACCUCUCCCCAGGGUUUCUCUGCCCAGGCUGACCUCUUUAUCCAGGUCUGCGGCCAGUCGCCCACUUAGCUCCAGCAGGGCCAGAUGUGCAGCAGUGCGGAUGCCCAGCCUUGCUGACCUGGCCUUUGCCCCUGGGGAGGCCCUGCCUGAGGCUCACUCCUUGCUGUCUGCGCCCCAGGCCUUGCUGGAGGACAGUCCUCCCUCCCUUCCGUGGAAGGUUGGGAAUCUUCUAUAUGGAUACAACCUGGGCACCCGGAAGGUGGCCGGCCCCCACGGCCCGGCCCUGGCCCUCACGUGGCCUGAACCUGCCCCUCCCCGGCAACUUUCAAGGCUUCUCUGCAAUGUGACGUUCGGCUUCCCUAUCGUCGGAGGGAAGUAUUUUUAGUUUUGAACCCACCACGUGAAGAGACAAGUUAUCAAUAGCAGCCGCAAAAGGGCUUUUUCUCUUUUUUUCCCCGUGGCUUUGGGACCUGAGCAAUCUGCACCCAUUAAAUUCUGCCAAAA